AUGAUGGGCGACGACAAGGCCCCGCGGAGCCUCAGCCCGAUGGGCGGCCGCGACCGCGACCGGGAGCUCCUCAUCCCCGUCUCCGGCGGCGGCGGGGGAGGCUCGGUCCCCCGCGCCGGGGGCGACGACGACGACCUGGACAGGACCGCCGCCUCCCCCUCCGCCUCCGCCGCGCUCUCCUCCACCGGCCGCGAGGCUUUCCAUAAGGUGGUCCGCAGCUGGGCCUCAAAGAAAUUCAUGACUGGAUGUGUGAUUCUCUUCCCCAUAGCGAUAACAUUCUACUUCACCUGGUGGUUCAUUCAUUUUGUUGAUGGAUUCUUCUCUCCAAUCUAUGCACAAUUGGGAAUCAACAUUUUUGGUCUUGGUUUCAUCACUUCUGUUACUUUCAUAUUUUUCGUUGGAGUCUUCAUGUCAUCUUGGGUUGGAGCAUCUGUUCUUGGCAUUGGUGAAUGGAUCAUUAAGCGCAUGCCACUUGUGCGCCAUAUCUACAAUGCAUCUAAGCAAAUUAGUGCCGCUAUAUCGCCAGAUCAAAACAAACAGGCAUUCAAGGAGGCAGUCAUCAUACGACAUCCUCGUAUUGGGGAAUAUGCAUUUGGAUUCAUUACUUCAUCAGUCUCGCUCCAGAGCUAUUCUGGUCAAGAGGACCUUUACUGUGUCUAUGUGCCGACCAACCAUCUCUACAUUGGUGAUAUCUUCAUGGUGAACUCAAAGGAUGUGAUAAGGCCUAAUCUUUCUGUGCGUGAAGGCAUUGAGAUCGUUGUGUCUGGUGGUAUGUCAAUGCCCCAGGUUUUGUCGACCCUGGAUCCACAUCCACAUCUGCAUGCAAUCCACACAGACCGAGGUGGAGCAAGCAGAAGCUGA
Molecule: messenger RNA, 861 nt
Organism: Triticum turgidum subsp. durum (durum wheat)
Lineage: Eukaryota; Viridiplantae; Streptophyta; Magnoliopsida; Poales; Poaceae
Source: the annotation of a GenBank genome assembly